Molecule: messenger RNA, 1702 nt
Organism: Cicer arietinum (chickpea)
Lineage: Eukaryota; Viridiplantae; Streptophyta; Magnoliopsida; Fabales; Fabaceae
Product: UDP-glucose iridoid glucosyltransferase-like
Molecular function (GO): quercetin 3-O-glucosyltransferase activity; quercetin 7-O-glucosyltransferase activity
Source: RefSeq, a predicted model, not a curated record
ACCCAUGUAGCACAAAUCUCUACCAAACAAAUAGUACUAGAUAGAUUAAAUUGAUGGAAAGUCAAAUUAGGCACCGUUUGGUUCUAAUACCACCUCCUUUUCAAGGCCACAUAACUCCUAUGCUUCAACUUGCCACUAUCCUUCAUUCAAAAGGCUUCUCCAUCACCAUAGCACAUACCCAUUUCAAUUCCCCCGACCCUUCUAAUUACCCUAACUUUAAUUUUAUACCCUUCUUUGAUGCUUUAUCUAAUACCCAAAUAUCUUCCAAAAAUUUUAUAGAUAUUACUUCAACUCUAAAUACAAAGUGUGUGUCAUCACUUAAGGAGUUAUUAAUUCAUGAGAUUACAAAACUAACCCAUGAAAAGAUUGUUUGCAUUAUCUAUGAUGGAUUGUUGUACUUUAUUGAUUCUUUGGCAAAGGAAUUAAAGCUACCUAGCAUAGUCUUCCGAACCACUAGUGCUACAAAUUUACUCACUUAUCAUGCGUGUGCUGAGCUACAAAGUAAAGGUUACCUUCCCUUGCAAGAUUCAAAGUCGUGUGACUUGGUGCCAGAACUGAAUUUACUGCGAUUCAAAGAUCUACCUAUUUUCAAUUCAACAAAUCCAGAUGAUUUUCUACAGAACAUAACUAAAACACUUUCAAUAACACCUUUAGGUGUUAGCUUAGAAGAUUCAUCAUUAAAUCAGCUCCAACACCUGUACAAAAUUAGCCUCUUCCCUAUAGGCCCUCUACACAUGAUUGCCAAUGAUCCCAACAAUAAUAGUAACAAAACUCUGCAAGAAAGUCAUAACUGCAUCUCAUGGCUUAACAACCAAGCAAGAAAUUCUGUGUUGUAUGUAAGUUUAGGAAGCAUAGCUAGUUGGGAAGAGAAAGAGCUAACAGAAGUUGCUGGUGGUUUAUCAAACAGCAGACAAAAAUUUCUUUGGGUUAUUCGACCCGAGACAGUCAACGACGUUUCGGCAUGGUCGGAAUCACUGUCGGAAGAUGUUAAAGAAGGUAUGGCAGCGAGGGGUUGUGUUGUGAAAUGGGCACCUCAAAAUGAGGUUUUGGCACAUGAAGCUGUUGGAGGGUUUUGGAGUCAUUGUGGGUGGAAUUCAACAUUGGAGAGUUUGUGUGAAGGAGUGCCAAUUAUUUGUCAACCUUAUUUUGGUGAUCAGAGAGUAAAUGCAAGAUUGUUGAGCCAUGUUUGGAAGGUGGGUUUGGAGUGGUGUAAUGUGAUAGAAAAGGAUGAGAUUGAAAGGGUGGUAAGAAGACUUAUGGUGGAUCAAGAAGGGGAGGAAAUGAGACAAAGAGCAAUGAAAUUGAAGCAUGUGAUUGGGCAGGCUGUGACUGGUUCUUCAUCUGAUUCAUUAAAUGGAUUGGUUAAGUGCAUCUUAUCAGUAAAUAUCUGAUUUCACAACUAAAAGGACAAAAUAAGUUAUACUUGUAGAGUUAAUUGACAAUGUUUUUAUAGAGAAAAAUAACUUUGGAUUGUUUUGUGGUUAUGGAGGUCACUAAUGUUUAUUACUUUAAUUUCUUUUAUGAAAAAAUAUAGAUUAACAUAUGCUUUCAUUGCAUAACUGCCAUAACAUAGAUCAUGAUAGCACAUUACAAAUACAAUAACACACUUACAUGCCACAUAGUAGAUACAUACAUAUACAUAUUAUGAUAUGAUUAGGAAAUAAAGAGACACAUUUUCAGUUUACUGUAAAUUUCAAUUAAA